This is a messenger RNA of Neurospora tetrasperma FGSC 2508, 396 nucleotides long. RefSeq lists its product as uncharacterized. The coding region runs from base 1 to 396 and encodes 131 amino acids. The transcript has 2 exons. NCBI's taxonomy places the organism in Eukaryota, Fungi, Ascomycota, Sordariomycetes, Sordariales, Sordariaceae. The record is from RefSeq and is a predicted model, not a curated record.
AUGUGCAGCAUAAGCACCACCGAUUCCGGCGCCAGCAACAAAGUUCGUCCCUGGCGGACCAUCCUCCGCAAAAGCUGCAACUGCACCGUCCCAGAAUCCAUCCCAGCUGGAACUAUCCCCAGGAGUUACGUGCCCAAGAAGCAUGGCUGGCCUUUGAGGAUCGUUCAGGCCAUCACCAAGCUAGCCGUAGCCGUGCUUCAGUACCUCAGACUCGACCUAGCGUACAUGGGACAACAACGCUCUCGCGCGCGCGCCAGGCUUCAUCUGAUCUUCCUCGAGGCCGAAAUCAAGCGACUGAAAACUCUCUUUGCCACUGUGACUCGCUCUGCUGGCGAAACUUCCCAGCGCUCAAAACUCUGGACCUUCAGCCGUGCUGGUCGCAGGACACCACGCUGA